AGUUGCUUUAGGGCUCAAACGGGACCAAAGCCAUGGCACCUCCCGCGAUUCAGUUGCUUGCAGAACCUUCGCGGUGAAACACGGACUCGUAGAGCGGCUUCCCAAACCGAAAACGCCGGACCUGUUUUAGCAAAGGUGACAAGGCUGCUGCUAAGGUAGCGGAGACGCCGAAAGCUACUUCAAGUCAAAGGUCGACUCUUCAGGUGUGCUUACGCUUCAACAAAGCAGCAGUAGUAAUACUAUGUUUCGUCGCUAAUAUCAGCAAUAUUCGUUCAGGCUCGUGCAACAAAGCAACCUUCGCAGGCAUGGCGUCCCUCUGGAAGUUAUAAAGGCCUUUUCGAAAAGACAUCCACUUACACACGCCCUCCAGUACCGCAACACCGCAGUAGUUCUGCUCCGGUUGCUUCCCGUUCCAGCAAGGUGCACUUCAGUCGAAGAAGUUCACCAGCAACCGCAAUCUCUGAUCCGCCUGAGGUGGCACAAGCAGCGAGUAUUGAUAAUGACGAUGCCAAUGACCAACUGACUGCAGCCUUUCAUAAAGACAAUGUCGCUGAUCUCCUUACUGCUGCUAUAGACAACGUUGCUGAUCACCGUACUGCAGCUAUUCACGAGGAUGAUGUCGCUGAUGACCCCACUGCUGCUAUUCUUGAAGACAAUGUCGCUGAUCACCAGACCGCUGCUGUUUAUGAACAUAAUGUCGCUGAUCAGCUUACUGCAGCUAUUCAUGAAGACAAUGCCGCUGAUCACCUUACUACAGCUAUUGAUGAAGACAACGCUGACAAUCCCACUGCAACUAUUUAUGAAGACAAUGUCUCUGAGAAUCCCACUGCUGCUAUGCAUGAAGACAAUGUCGCUGCUCAACUUAAUGCAGCUAUUCACGAAGACCAUGUCGCUAAUAACCCCACUGCAGCUGCUCAUGAAGACUAUGUCGCUGACAAGCCCACUCCAGCCAUUCAUGACGACAAUGUCUCUGAUAACCCCUCUGCUGCUAUUCAUGAGAACAAUUUCUCUGAUCACCUGACUGCUGCUUUUAAUGAAGACAAUAUAGCUGAUCACCUCACUGCUCCUAUUCAUGAAGACAAUGCCGCUGAUCACCUUACUGCAGCUAUUCACGAAGACCAUGUCGCUAAUAAACCCUCUGCAGCUGCUCAUGAAGACAAUGUCGCUGACAAACCCACUCCAGCCAUUCAUGAAGACAAUGUCUCUGAUAACCCCACUGCUGCUAUGCAUGAGAACAAGUUCUCUGAUCACCUGACUGCUGCUAUUAUUGAAGACAAUGCCGCUGAUCACGUUACUGCAGCUAUUCACGAAGACUAUGUCGCUAAGAACCCCACUGCAGCGUUCACGAAGACAAUGUCGCUGAUCCCCUGACUGCUGCUGUUCAUGAAGACAAUUUUGCUGAUCACCUAACUGCUGCUGUUCAUGAAGAUAACGGCUCUGAUAACCAACCUGCUGCUUUUUUUGAAGAAAAUGUCUCUGAUCACUCUACUGCAGCAAUGUCGCUUAUCGCCUUACUGCUGCUACUCACGAAGACCAUGUCACUAAUUACCCCACUGCAGCUAUUUAUGAAGCCAAUCUCGCUGAUCACCUGACUGCUUCUAUUGAUGAAACCAACGUCUCUGAUCACCUGACUGCUGCUAUUCGUGGAGACUAUGUCACUAACCACCUUACUUCUGCUAUUCAUGAAGACACUAUUGCUGAUCACCUUACUCCAUCUACUCGUGAUGACAAUGCCGCUGAUCACCUCACUGCUGCUAUUGACGAAGACAAGGUCGCUGAUCACCUCACUGCAGCUAUCUGAUUGAUACAAACAGUGAGUGCUGAAGGAGGUGCUGUCAUCCACAUGAGGGAAUAAGGCAACUGACCACAGUGCAGCGCAGCAUUUGCCAUUAGGAAUAAGGUCGCAUCGACCUGCUGUACAAGGGAAGCGUCACCAUUUUUAUUUAUUCUUGUCUUUCUCACGGUGCUGUAAAACAAGUUUAUCUAUGAGAUAUUUGUACACUCAUAGGCCUACCACCAUAAAGCCUCUCCGAAGUGCAAGCAGUUUAUGAGGUAAGUCGUCCUAACCUGGUGUAGGCUGAUAGCGCCCCACAUAUAAACAACACUUUCUUAUGAAAGGGCAGAGGGAACCCUCACAAGAAACAGAUUAACGUAACAAGCAUAGCAUGGCAACGGCAGAAUGGGGCGAGAUGACCCCGUGAAGUCAGUUUAAAACAACCAGGAACCAGAAAUCCCGUGCAUCCUCCCUCCUCUCACUUCCUGGUACCAGAGGGACUGAUGAUGAUGAGUUUGCCACCGACAGGCAGGACGUCGACUUAAGCAUUUCAAAACCAGAAGGUUCUGUCGGUGUUCUAUGGCCCUGCAACCACAGCAGUGGUGUGCGAGCACUGCCACGUGCAUGGAAGAGGUUGGUCGGGAGCAGGGCACGGAGAGGUGGAGGAAAGGAGAGACGGGCAAGGAGGGAUAGGACCCAUGAGCAAUCAGCUAGAGCAUGAAGCUGUUUCCGAGAGAUGCGUUGCUGACCCGACGAGAGUGGCAGGUGUUGGGGUUCCGCCUGUGUGGCAUGGCAUUGGUGAGACGACCCCGAGGGUGCAGUGGCCUGGCAGCAAGUUUGCAAAAAAUGAAGGAGCUGACAUGGGAAGUGAAGAUACUGCAGCGAGUAGAGGGGAGAUUGGGAAUGGACACCUAGAGGAAAAAGAAUCGUCCGGCAAUGCUUUGGUGGCCAGUUCAGAAGGGGGUGAUCCUGGGCGAGUAAGAUAUCCAUCAGGCCAACAGAGAUAUGAUGAUGCAGUUGAGAGUGCAGACGGUGAAGAGGAGGCCAGAUAUAGUUGGCAGUAUGUUUCCAGUAGGGUGGGCCAGUCGAGGAAAGGGAGUGAUGGAUGGGAGGCAGUGAAGAGGGCAGCAGGGAGGAAAGCACGGGCAGUGGCAAGGGGGAUACUUCUAGCCGAGAGAAGAGUGCUAGUUGGGAAGUGAGUGCGAGCGGGAGGAUAGGUGGGAGAGGAAGCACAGGAGGAGAAGCUGCGAGAGGGUGAAUGGGUGGAGCAACCAGAGCCUGGCGUGUACGUGACCCUGGCAAAACUGCCUGGUGAAGGAACAGAGCUGUGCCGAAUCCGGUUCAGGUUUUUACGGAGCAGCGAGUGGAGACGUGGUGGGCUGAAAUCAAGGCAACAGUAAUAUGGUACAUAAUAUGGCAGUUACUAUGUACCAUAUUAUGUACCAUAUUAUCAGCAUAGCAAAAAAAUCUUCCGGCAAACCAGGGAGGCUGAAGCACCCCGAUAGAUUAGUUCAUUUACGCCACUAGGGUGGUUCACAACACGCCAUUAGUUCAUCUGAUGUUCUAUAAUAAUUUUCAACUGGGCCGUUUGGACAUUAUUGU
This is a messenger RNA of Closterium sp. NIES-67, 3376 nucleotides long. The record is from the annotation of a GenBank genome assembly. NCBI's taxonomy places the organism in Eukaryota, Viridiplantae, Streptophyta, Zygnematophyceae, Desmidiales, Closteriaceae.